Emys orbicularis (European pond turtle) is the source of this 2535-nucleotide messenger RNA. RefSeq names its product RALBP1 associated Eps domain containing 1 (gene REPS1). The transcript has 20 exons. The record is from RefSeq and is a predicted model, not a curated record. The coding region runs from base 1 to 2409 and encodes 802 amino acids. Gene Ontology annotation, cellular component: cytoplasm; intracellular vesicle; presynaptic membrane. Lineage: Eukaryota; Metazoa; Chordata; Testudines; Emydidae. Gene Ontology annotation, molecular function: protein binding; calcium ion binding; molecular adaptor activity. Gene Ontology annotation, biological process: endosomal transport; clathrin-dependent synaptic vesicle endocytosis.
AUGGAGGGCCUGACGCUGAGCGAGGCGGAGCAGCGCUAUUACUGCGACCUCUUCUCCUACUGCGACACCGAGAGCACCAAGAAGGUGGCGCCCAACGGGCGGGUGCUGGAGCUGUUCCGCGCCGCGCAGCUGCCCAGCGAGGUGGUCCUGCAGAUUAUGGAACUUUGUGGUGCAACAAGACUUGGAUAUUUUGGAAGAAGUCAGUUCUAUAUUGCUUUGAAACUUGUUGCUGUGGCCCAGUCAGGUCUCCCUCUAAGAGUGGAAAGUUUAAAUACAGUAAAGGACCUCCCUCUACCCAGAUUUGUUGGUCCAAAGAAUGAACAGGAAUUGAGACACACAGCCUUGUAUUCUUCAGAUGCUGAUAACUCAACCCCAUAUUCAGGUGUAAUUCCUCCCCCACCCGGCCGGGUUCAAGUGAAAAAAGGCUCUGUGAGCCAUGAUGCAGUCCAGCAACGUACAUCAACAGAUCAACAGGAGUCCACAUCUCCAGUUGUUUCACCACAGCAAUCCCCACCAACCUCUCCACAUACAUGGAGGAAGCACAACCGCCAUCCCAGCGGAGGGAAUAAUGAACGACCUCUUGCUGGACCUGGGCCUUUUUGGGCUCCAUUUAGUGAAGCACAGCCAGGCUCAUCUACUACUGGUGAUUCCAUAUGGUCUGGCCAUUCCCCGCCACCACAUCAAGAAAACUGGGUCAGUUUUGCAGAUACCCCACCAACCAGUACUCUUUUAGCCAUGCAUCCUGCUUCUGUCCAGGACCAGACAACAGUACGAACUGUAGCAUCAGCUACAACUGCAAAUGAAAUUCGUAGGCAAUCGAGUAGUUAUGAUGAUCCCUGGAAAAUAACUGAUGAACAAAGGCAGUAUUAUGUAAAUCAGUUUAAAACCAUUCAACCUGAUCUAAACGGAUUUAUUCCAGGGUCUGCAGCUAAAGAAUUUUUUACCAAAUCAAAACUACCUAUUCUUGAGCUUUCUCACAUUUGGGAACUGUCUGAUUUUGAUAAAGAUGGCGCAUUGACACUGGAUGAGUUCUGUGCUGCUUUUCAUCUGGUAGUUGCUAGGAAGAAUGGCUAUGACUUACCUGAAAAACUACCUGAAAGUUUAAUGCCCAAACUGAUUGAUUUGGAAGACACAACAGUGGUUCCUGUCAUUUCAGAAGUUGGAGAUCAAUCUGGUGAGGUAGGUUACUCCAGCUCUCCAGCAGAAGCACCUCCAAGCAAGUCUCCAUCAAUGCCAUCCCUAAACCAGACCUGGCCAGAACUAAAUCAGAGCAGCGAGCAGUGGGAGACAUUUAGUGAACGCUCUUCAAGCUCACAAACUCUGACCCAAUUUGAUUCUAACAUUGCACCAGCUGAUCCUGAUACUGCUAUUGUUCACCCGGUUCCCAUUCGAAUGACUCCAAGCAAAAUCCACAUGCAGGAAAUGGAACUUAAAAGAACUGGAAGUGAUCUUGCUAAUCCCACUAGCCCUCUACUUGUGAAACCACCUGACCUCUCAGAAGAAAAUAAUAUGAGUUCAUCAAAAUUUGUAGCUGGAAAUACAGUUGCAGAUGGUUACAGCAGUUCAGACUCCUAUACUUCAGAUCCAGAGCAGAUUGGAAGCACUGUAACUCGGCAACGGUCACAUUCAGGAACAUCUCCAGAGAACACUGCACCACCCCCACCCCCUCCUAGACCUCAUCCUUCACAUUCUCGAUCAUCAUCUUUAGAUAUGAACAGAUCCUUUACAGUUACUCCAGGACAGCAACAAGCUGGAGUUGUUGCCUACCCCCCUGCAGUGCCUCCAAGACCACCGCCCUCACAGGGUGCAGGUCCUCAUGUGCAUCGUCCAGUGGAUGCUGAAAGCCUAAUAACUCAUACCAGUACCUCACCUCAGCAAAUACCAGAACAGCCAAAUUUUGCAGACUUCAGCCAGUUUGAGGCAUUUGCUGCAUCAGGUGUAAAUGAAGAGGAGGAGGAUGAAAUUGAAACACAUUCAGAAGUCUUGCAGGUUGAAAAACCCUCUGAUUCUGCAGGCUCCCUUAGAGUUGCCAAAACAGAUGGCAGAGUUGAAGACAAGGCAGCUGCUAGUGUCCCUGUUAAUGCGGGAAAAGGCACCACACCUCUUGCUCCACCACCAAAGCCUAUUCGCAGAAGGUUAAAAUCAGAAGAUGAGCUGAGACCUGAAGUUGAGGAGCAUACACAGAAAACAGGUGUCAUAGCUGCUGUUCUUGCUUCACAGCCAUCUAUCCCUAGGUCCGUGGGGAAAGACAAGAAGGCAAUUCAGGCAUCAAUUAGACGCAAUAAGGAAACGAACACUGUUUUGGCCAGAUUGAAUAGUGAAUUACAGCAACAGUUAAAGGAUGUUCUUGAAGAGAGAAUCUCCCUGGAAGUCCAACUGGAACAGCUUCGACCCUUCUCUCACCUAUAAGCCAAUUGCCGUUAAUUGUGAAUUUACUAAAUUUGGAAAGGGGGAUUGGGUUCAAAGCCUAUUGAAAGACCCAUUCAUUCAGCUCAAUGCGCUCUAUUCAACAUUAAAUUUUGUGAUUCUGUUCUG